AAUGUUUACAGAAGCGCCGAGGUCGUUUCUUCAGUCUUGGGACUUCCAUCUUUCAACUGACAGCACACUGUGUUGAUAUCACACAGAGCUUCCGGCACAUCGCGUUUGUUGUUUAUAUCAUACGCAUGCGCGCACGUCUUACAAGAUUUUCCUUAUAUCAAUAACCUCGCAUGUGAUUGGAGGAGCCCGACAGGCUUCUCGCCUUCGUCCAAUCACGUGCGAGGUCAUGGCCAAGGCUCACACAGCACUGUCGAAGAGCGUAACAGACGUUUGGUUUGGUGUUUGUAACUCUCCAAGAAGAGAAGACGGCUGCACAAUCUCAAGAUUGUGGAGGCUGUACAGCGUCUCUGAGGCACACUGCAGGCGCUAUGAACCAGAGCAAAGACUAACGUCGCCUCAUAACAAAGCCGUGACCUCCGAUUUGCUUGGGGCUAUUUCAGCAAGUCCAGCUUUACUGCUGAGAAUGACGACAUUGUUUCUGCCCGUAAGACGUAUUAUGAGUCGGUACGCCGGAGUUUCAGAUACAAACAACCUGAACUCGCAUCGCAGGCGGAAAAUGCGAAAAGUUUAGCUCGUUGUCGAUCCAGAAGAAAAAGGUUGCUGGAAGCGAGACGAAGUGUGCUGGCUGAGGAUGAGAUGGACAUUUGGAAGUGCGCCACCAUAGAUCUCAUAUCUGAUGAGGAAGACGGCAUUGUUGGCGGGGUGUCUGGAUGGAUUGUGCGGCCACCGCCCUCUCGCAACCUGGAACUCUCCGAGCUCUGUGCCACGCUGCAAUCCAGAUUAAAGGCGAUACCAAAGUACAGAGCAACUCACCAUAUACGCCUGAAAAAGUGACUUUUUUACAACGGUUUUGAUUUUUUUUCAAGACUUUGAUCACUUUUUUUUUCAACACUUUGAUCACUUUGAAAAAUAUUUUUAGGGAUCUUUCCCGAACGUCUUAGGCACUUUUUGACGUGUUUGGAGGACAAUAUAAGAUACAUUAUGC
This is a messenger RNA of Paramisgurnus dabryanus, 985 nucleotides long. The record is from RefSeq and is a predicted model, not a curated record. Lineage: Eukaryota; Metazoa; Chordata; Actinopteri; Cypriniformes; Cobitidae.